Hyaloperonospora brassicae is the source of this 675-nucleotide messenger RNA. Lineage: Eukaryota; Oomycota; Peronosporomycetes; Peronosporales; Peronosporaceae. The record is from the annotation of a GenBank genome assembly.
AUGAUGCUCAUGCAGACAGCCCGGAAGACGAUUGGUCGUGGACGAUGCGUGGCUCUAAGCUCCGCGCUGUACUCCACGGAGCGCGUAUUUCCAAACUUCUCGGUCUAUGGUAGCGACUCAGUUUUUCAGGUGGCGCCUAAUGCUCCGCAGUAUACUGAAGGUGGCAGCUACCUUAAGGCUAAGCGUAUGGGUGCCAUCAUGCUGUCGUGGGCGAAAGCUACGACGUCGGGUUACAACUACCAAAACAAGACCUUUUUUUCACUGAGUCCGUCUGAGGUUGGAUUGGUGCUGGAGCUGCUGGACUCGCGAAUUCCGGAGCUGUCGCUUACGCACUCGCCUAACAUGAACGCGCCCGAGGACGAAAAGAAAACCAAGUCACUGCACAUUGCGCGUGUGGCGGGUGUUGAUGGUGCUUCUGUGAUCCAGAUAAAGGUUGAGCACGAAACCGAAUCUCUUGCCACGCUGAACGUCGGCGAAGCACGUGUCUUCCAGGAGUUGCUUACUUACUCGCUUCCCCGCUUGUUUGGCUUCCACACGGUGCUGGAAGGGCCUCUAAACGUCGAAGGUGCAUCUGGCAGCGGGUUUUCGCAGAAAAACAGUAGCUCGUACUCGUCUGGCACCGCCAACGGAUAUCGUAGCUCGAAUAGCAAGCCUGCUGGUGACUGGCCCUUCUAA